Molecule: messenger RNA, 1813 nt
Organism: Alligator sinensis (Chinese alligator)
Lineage: Eukaryota; Metazoa; Chordata; Crocodylia; Alligatoridae
Gene: RIC8B
Product: RIC8 guanine nucleotide exchange factor B
Exons: 9
Coding region: 190-1533 (447 amino acids)
Biological process (GO): G protein-coupled receptor signaling pathway
Cellular component (GO): plasma membrane; cytoplasm
Molecular function (GO): guanyl-nucleotide exchange factor activity; G-protein alpha-subunit binding
Source: RefSeq, a predicted model, not a curated record
UUUCUUCAGAAUAAAGCUAUUUUCAAAUUUGAUCCAGCAGAUGAAGAAAAAAGGAAGAAACUAUGUGAAGGAAUUUUAAACAUCCUUGAAAACAACACAAAAACUUCAUGUCAAGUUGCCUGCCUGGAAGCUCUACGAAUUCUGUCCAGAGAUAAGAAGGUUUUAGUGCCUGUAACAACAAAGAGCAACAUGAAGAUCCUGUUGAAGCUAGCAAAGCUUGAUACUACAGAAGAUCCCUUGGAGGAGGUUUCCGAAUACCCUGUUAUAGUGGAAGCUUUAAAAUGCCUCUGUAACAUAGUUUUUAAUAGUGCUGUUGCACAGAAGCUCAGUUUGGAACUGAACCUUGCAGCUAAGCUUUGCAAUCUCCUGAAAAAAUGCAAGGACCAGAAGUUUGUUGAUGACAUUAAAUGUUUUGAUCUGCGUCUUCUCUUUCUCUUGUCACUUUUGCACACAGAUAUUAGGUCACAAUUGCGUCAUGAACUGCAAGGGGCGCAGGUUUUGACUCAAGCUUUGGAAAAUUCUCUGAACGUAAUAUGGACAGAUGAGUACAAAGCUGCUGAAGAUCAUGACAGGUCUCCUUUAUCUCUGCAGGAGACAGAUUGUGCCAUUGAGGCACUAAAGGCACUCUUUAACGUAACGCUCGACAGUUGGAAUGUCCACAGCAAGAAUGAAUCUCAUCAAUUUCGUUACAUGGCUGCCAUCCUUCGCCACUGCUUGUUAAUCAUGGGUCCUACUGAAGAUAAAACGGAAGAGUUGCACAGCAAUGCAGUCAACCUUUUGAGCAAUGUUCCAGUUUCUUGCUUGGAUGUUCUUAUUAGUCCAUCUUCUGAAGAAGAAACAAAUUUAAAAUACAAUGGUAUGAAUAUGGAUGCCAUUCAAGUUUUACUGGAUUUCAUGGAGAAGAGAAUAGACAAGGGAACCAGUUACAGGGAGAGUCUCACCCCAGUUCUCAGUUUAUUAACAGAGUGUUGCCGAGUUCACAGGGACAUCAGGAAGUUCCUUAAAGCUCAGGUAUUGCCUCCAUUAAGAGAUGUAACAAAUCGUCCUGAAGUUGGCACUACAGUAAGAAACAAACUUGUGCGCCUUAUGACGCAUGUCGACCUUGGAGUAAAGCAACUAGCAGCAGAAUUUCUUUUUGUCCUUUGUAAAGAGAGAGUUGACAGUCUAUUAAAGUAUACGGGCUAUGGUAAUGCAGCAGGACUGCUGGCAGCAAGAGGCCUUUUAGCUGGAGGAAGAGGGGAUCACUGGUACUCGGAUGAUGAAGAUACAGACACUGAAGAGUACAAAUCUGCAAAGCCAAACAUUAACCUUAUCACAGGUCAUGUAGAAGAGCCAAUGCCGAACCCUAUGGAUGAAAUGACAGAAGAACAAAAAGAAUAUGAAGCUAUGAAACUUGUCAACAUGCUUGAUAAACUUUCCAGAGAUGAGUUUAUAAAACCAAUGGGAGUACGACCUGAUGGCUCAAUGGCUCCUUUGGCAGAGACCGUCAGUCAGUACCAAAUCAAUGAGCCAGAGAGUUCAGAAUCUGACUGAAGCAUCACCUGCAUCCCUACCAAUGUCUCCUUUAAUCCGCAGCUUUUCUUAGACAUGAAACCUUUUACGUAAACACUCUACCCUCACAUAAACCAGUACUCUCACUCUAAUAGUUUUGUUACUGAGAGAUUUAAAUGAUGGAUCCUGUGAUGUAAUCUCUGCAUUUUUAUGACAGCUAUUUAUAUAGGAACAAAUGACCUGUUUAUUAAUUUAAAGCUAACUGUAUUUCAGUGGGAUAUUGAGAGCCUGCAAUGCAAAACAAAAUAAAAAUGUAAACAUA